Messenger RNA from Chiloscyllium plagiosum (whitespotted bambooshark), 1694 nucleotides. Lineage: Eukaryota; Metazoa; Chordata; Chondrichthyes; Orectolobiformes; Hemiscylliidae. The record is from RefSeq and is a predicted model, not a curated record.
UAGAGCAAAACUUUUUUUUUCUUUUGCAGACAAAUCUUCCCAUUUUUAAGAUGAAGGAUUCCUGUGUGCGCAGGCGAUACAGUGACUUUGAAUGGUUAAAAAGUGAAUUGGAGAGAGACAGUAAGAUUGUUGUGCCACCACUACCAGGAAAAGCUUUGAAACGUCAACUUCCAUUUAGAAUGGAUGAAGGAAUUUUUGAUGAGUCUUUUAUUGAAGAAAGAAGAGCUGGAUUAGAACAAUUCAUUAACAAAAUUGCAGGUCAUCCACUGGCCCAGAAUGAACGCUGCCUGCACAUGUUCUUACAAGAGGAAAGCAUCGACAGAAAUUAUGUACCUGGCAAAGUACGUCAGUAGGGCAUCUGGAUGCUUUGGUCUUUCCUCCAGUGCAUUCCCUUUAUUUUUACACUAAAUAUAUACUUUACCUUUUUUAAUUUCAACUAUUCAAAAGGUAAUCACUGCUGGUUUCAUGACUAUAAUGUGGCUUUUUAAAUACCCUCAACCCACUAUUCCAGCAGAGGCAGCCUGAGUCCUGCAGAUCCUGAAAUAAGCAUCAGGACGUGUAUUGGUUUGAUCCUACCUGAAAAUCUGAACCUAUAUCAGAUGGGUUAAGCCUUUGUUUUUGGUUUUUUUUCUCCCCCUCACUUGUUGGUUUUUCACCCCAUUUUCUUGCCAUGAUGUCACUUGGAGGAAAAUAAACAUUCAUUCAAGUUCUGCUUUCAGACCUCUUAUGUUAAAUACAAUUUCUAAUUUUUGUAUGGCUUGAUGCAGAUGGUGUUUAAACUUGUAACUGUUCAUAUUGUAAUUGCUAAAGCUUCUGUACCCUGCAAAUAUUUGCUAUCUUAAAUACUAGAGAACAACUUCUGUCUAAGACUCAUGCUCUUCCUAAAGAUUUUAGUUUUUUCCUCCCCUUUUUUUGAAGGUAACUUCAUAAACCUCUAAACCAACCAACUUAUUUUAAGCAUUCCAGUAUUCAUUCCCUUCUAUCAGUCUUCUGACACAACUUUCUCUGUUCUGUGAUGCACUGAAUGGCUUCAUACAGACUUAAGAGCACUGCAAAUGGUCAAAAGUAGAACUGUAGGAUAUUUAAACUUGAGUUCUACAGUUAAAUAUUUACAGCUGAAUACUUGCCUAAUAAGUAAAUUGCAUCAACAUAAAUUUGGCAGUCAUUACAUCUGCUUAUGAAUGAACUCAUGGUUUUUACUACUUAGCCAAAAAUGACUUGUUUUGGGUAAUCACAAAUGAUCAGACUUCUCCCUUUUUAAAAAAGGAGUUAAAUUAUCAGGUGUGCUACAAUUGUUCUCUUUGAUGUACAGUAGCUGAGUGUUUAAACCUUGCUGCAAAAUGUAUAUAAGCUUUAUUUAAAAUGUGCAGUGUCAAUUUUGUGGCAGAUUACCAUUUUGUUGGCUAACUGUUCUAUCAAAGUUAAUUGUUCACUGUUAAAUGUUAGUAACAGUUUCAGAACUUUACUACAUUCCUGUUGUAGAAAAACUGAAUUGAGAAAUGUGGAUCUGUCUCCUUGGCUCUAGCCAUAAGCUUUUUAAACUGCAUUUGAUUAAUUUCUGGUUUCUAAUUCCUUAAAUUUUUCUUAUUCCUUGCAUGUUCAUACUCCUAUUGUAUUCCCAGUUACUUUUUGUGCUCAAACUAGGGAAGUGAAAUGCUGCUGCCUCAAUUGGAAAUAAAUCCUUGUGGAAACUA